Molecule: messenger RNA, 1510 nt
Organism: Vespula vulgaris
Lineage: Eukaryota; Metazoa; Arthropoda; Insecta; Hymenoptera; Vespidae
Product: zinc finger protein 511
Exons: 3
Coding region: 385-1161 (258 amino acids)
Source: RefSeq, a predicted model, not a curated record
GUAUUGUGACCAGCCGGGAAGCUAACACAAGCAUUGUUAGACUAGUAAGCAACGAGCCAAUCGUAACAGUUUUCUCGCUAUUAUGUUUAUUUGUAAAUAAUCAAAGGUCUAAAGGUGAUUCUCUCGUUUAAAGGUUGAAUUAGAAGAAAAAACUUGGAAGAGAAGUUCAAAGAGUUUCUCUCAAUCGUUUAUCAUUUUAUUCUUUUUCAUUCUAUUUUUAUAACCUUAGAAGUGGAUACAAGUAUUUCGUAUAUAAUAAUUUCAUAUAAUUCUAUUGAUAUAUGAUAUUGGAUAUAUAAUUGAAAAAAGUAUCUACGUACAUAUCUUUAGUUAUUACCAUUCAUAUUUGUCAGCGAUAUUCGUUUGCGAUUUGAAUUUAUUACCAUGGAAUUUCUGCAAAGUAUUGGAGUUGGCGUGAGAUCUGUAGAUGAUCCUUUUUUUGAUGAAACUUAUAAAUAUUGCAAGAUUUUUCAAAGGAAAGGAGUCAUAGCUGAAGACGAAGAAGAUUUAUGCCAUGAAAUUAUUGCAGAAUUUCCUUGUCCGAUUUCACAAUGUACAGCGUUAUUUAAAACUUUAAUAGAUUUUGAAAUGCAUUAUAAUUCCUGUCAUCGAUAUAUUUGCUUGGAGUGUAAAAGGACAAAACCUAAUCCUAGAUUGUUAGAAAUUCAUGUCCAGGAAACGCACGAUACGUUUUUCAAGCUUUUAUCAGAAAAACAACCAAUGUAUCAAUGCUACGUUUCUCGGUGUAACGUAAAGUUCCAUAAUCCGAACGAAAGACGGGACCACUGCAUCGAUGUACAUAAAUAUCCAAAAAAUUGUCGCUUCGACGAUACGUCGUAUCGCAAAGGAAAAGGAAACAACAGUAAUAAAAUGGAUAUCGAUGUCAUAGAUCGGAAAGAAGAAAGAAAAGAGAAAAUUCGAUUAAAUAAGAAUCAAAAAAUUAGAACAUUUGAUAGAACAUCCAAAAUGAGUAACAUAGAAAAGUCUAGCGCAACUUGUCCCACGAUUUCUACUAAUAUCAAUGAAAAUGCAUCUUUAAUGUUUGUGCCCAGACAAGUGGAAAAAUCUUAUGCGAAGAUGCUUAGCAGAAACCAAAGUAGAAAACGAGACGUACUUGAAGCAGAAUGUAUGUCGGAUAUAGCACAAUCUCUACCCGAUUAAGAGUUACGUUUUCUAUGCGUAAGGUAAUGCAAAUGUUUUUCAUGGUUUAUAUUCCGAAACAGAUCUAAUAAUCUCCUUUGUGUCAAUUAUGUAAAAGAUAUUGAGGCGAGAUUAUAAUGUAACAAGAUAGACGCGAAGUAAUGUUUUUAAAAAUAUUUUAUUAUAAAUAUAUAUUAAAUAUGUAUAAUAAAACAAUAUAUGUGUGCAUAUAUAUAUGUACGUAUAUGUAUAUGCGCGUAUAUAUAUAUACACACGCAUUAUACAUACACACACACACACACAUAUAUAGAUGUACACAGUGUAAUUUAAAGUAGAACAGCUACAUAAUACAAUAAUUAUUCCACUUUCA